Messenger RNA from Lodderomyces margitis, 252 nucleotides. RefSeq names its product U2 snRNP complex subunit YSF3. Lineage: Eukaryota; Fungi; Ascomycota; Pichiomycetes; Serinales; Debaryomycetaceae. The coding region runs from base 1 to 252 and encodes 83 amino acids. The record is from RefSeq and is a predicted model, not a curated record. The transcript has a single exon.
AUGGCAGAUAAAAUCCGAGAAAAGAAUCAAUACGCCCUCCUCAAACAGAAAUACCCAGGGAUAGGAAAUGCCGACACUACCCGACACGAGUUUCAAACAACAAUAUACAACGAUACAGUAGCAUCAAUAGCUCAUCAUAAGCAUUUGAAUUAUUAUAACCUGACUGUGGUUAAUAAACAUCCUAAUUUAAUGAAACAAGAGAUGCUUAAGAAGAUUAAACCAGAGACGUCAUUGAGGGAAGACAAAAGUUGA